AUGGGUGUUGAAAAGACUGUCCUCAAGGCCGGCAACGGCGUUGACUUCCCCCAGAAGGGUGACAACGUUGCCAUGCACUACACUGGCUGUCUGUAUGACGCCAGCGCUGCGGCCAACCACUACAUGGGCCAGAAGUUCGACAGCUCCCGCGACCGCGGCACUCCCCUCGCCAGCCCCAUUGGCGUUGGCCGUCUGAUCAAGGGUUGGGAUGAGGGUGUGCCCCAGAUGAGCCUCGGCGAGCGCGCCAUUCUCGACAUCAGCCCCGGCUUCCCCGGCCUGAUCCCCCCCAACUCCCGCCUGGUCUUCGACGUCGAGCUUGUCAAGAUCAACAACAAGACUGCCUAG
Penicillium oxalicum is the source of this 345-nucleotide messenger RNA. Its product is annotated as FKBP-type peptidyl-prolyl cis-trans isomerase. The record is from RefSeq and is a predicted model, not a curated record. The coding region runs from base 1 to 345 and encodes 114 amino acids. Lineage: Eukaryota; Fungi; Ascomycota; Eurotiomycetes; Eurotiales; Aspergillaceae. The transcript has 5 exons. Gene Ontology annotation, molecular function: peptidyl-prolyl cis-trans isomerase activity.